Messenger RNA from Sparassis crispa, 825 nucleotides. RefSeq lists its product as hypothetical. The transcript has 3 exons. The record is from RefSeq and is a predicted model, not a curated record. Bases 1 to 825 code for a protein of 274 amino acids. Lineage: Eukaryota; Fungi; Basidiomycota; Agaricomycetes; Polyporales; Sparassidaceae.
AUGUCUGAACAAUCCUUUUACCUCGCAAAUAUCGACCGUGAGGAAACGUACUCAACGAGCUGUGGCCCAAUAAGAGAAACACUUUUCCAUGCGGGUAUUGACGCAUCCCUCACUGCACUCAUGACAGUGCCGCGGAACAGGCAGUUUAACCAUCCUGUCGUCGACAGCUUGGGUGGCACCUACCAGGCGCCCGGACUGCCGCAGAUGCUCUGUCCACCUGAGAUCAAAGACGAACCGGAGCGUAUCCGUAACCACGUCAAGGCAUUCGCGGGGCGAUGGGCUGGCGAGCGGCUCAUCAUGAUUGGCAAGGACUCGUCGGCCGGUGAACUUCCUGUGUCUGUGCUCUCUAACAGAGGGACGGAGGUCGACCUGUAUGACCGCGUUCAAAAGUACUAUGUUGAUCUGUACCAGGUUGAAGAUCAGUUCGUCAGUCGCUUCGGACAGUCAUCCGCGCUCCAGGAAAACGACCAUCCCAACCAGCCUGCCUGCGACUGGGUACUCUGCAACCUCGACCAGAAAGAAUACGUCCGCUUAGAUGACAUUCCCGCUGCGCUCGCAGACAGGAAGUGCUUCGGGCUUGGUCACGUCCUCAUCUUGCUUAUAUGUUGGACUGAUUCAAAGAAGCGGUACGACGCCAGCCUCGGUCGAGGAAGGUGGGCCGGCAACCGCAUUGCUGUAGAGGCGGCCAUUCCCCAACCGGGCCCUGAUGGAAAACCCUGGAAAGACAUCAGCGAGGAAGCCUUUGCUAAGGUUAAGACUUUCUGGGACGUGAAAUAUCGGCAACGCACACGCACCGGGUUGAGGUCAGAUGGACCUGUCGAGUGA